AUGAUUAAUCAGCGUAAACAAGGAAACAAACUAGCGGAUCAAUCGAUGUGGACAGGAAUAAUUGUGGCGCGCGCAAGCGGGACGAAGAGGCGAGGAGAAGGAGAGGCGGGGUUCGCUGCGAGACGGGGGUGUCUUCGUGUCAAACGUGAUAUUUGGGCGAAGUACCAACACACACCGACCGAUGGACGAAACGAGCCAACGGCCACCUACUCGCUGGUCUCUCGCCAAUACCCGUGCUCUUGCCGUCAAUCCAUCUGGUUACUCCGCGAAUUGCAUACUCUCUGCAUACGACCAGCUGACCGCCGCUGGUCGCCUAUUUAG
Molecule: messenger RNA, 321 nt
Organism: Strongylus vulgaris
Lineage: Eukaryota; Metazoa; Nematoda; Chromadorea; Rhabditida; Strongylidae
Source: the annotation of a GenBank genome assembly